Penicillium olsonii is the source of this 3282-nucleotide messenger RNA. NCBI's taxonomy places the organism in Eukaryota, Fungi, Ascomycota, Eurotiomycetes, Eurotiales, Aspergillaceae. The record is from the annotation of a GenBank genome assembly.
AUGCGCUUGACAGACACUGUGUCGCUGUCACUACUCACAUUAGCACCUCUCAUAGGCUACGCUUCAGCAUGGGGAAACGAGUUCUCAGAUAUCAGCCUUGCUACGCGGUCCCCGUCCCUUUUCGAUGACCGCCCGCCCGGAUGUCCCGAAUGCCCAGCUUGCUUCAACUGCCAGCUGGAUAACUACAACUGCACCCAUUUUGCGGAAUGCAACAAUUACAAUGGAAAAUGCUCUUGUCCUCCUGGGUUUGGAGGUGAUGAUUGCUCGGUCCCUUUGUGUGGCUCGCUGGCCGACGACCUCAACCGACCGCAGCGUGAUUCCGAUACCUGCAAAUGCAAGGAUGGCUGGAAGGGCAUCAACUGCAACGUCUGCGAAACGAAUGACGCCUGCAAUGCCAUGAUGCCCGAAGGUGACGGAGGUGUGUGCCACAAGCAAGGUGUUACCAUCAAGGAGAACUUCCAAAUGUGUGAUGUGACCAACCGGGCAAUUCUCAAGCAGCUUGAUGGGCGCAAACCUCAAGUCACCUUCUCGUGCGAAGCCGAAGACGACACCUGUAGCUUCCAAUUCUGGGUGGACCAGAAGGAAUCUUUCUACUGCGGCUUGGACACUUGCGAACGAAGCUGGGAAACGGAUUAUGAAUCCAACUCGACACACUACAAGUGUGAACACUUGCAGUGUAGCUGCAUCCCCGGUCGUUUCCUGUGCGGUGAGAACGGGUCUAUUGAUCUGAGCGAUUUCCUUGAUCAGGCGAUCAAGGGCCCAGCUACCUUCGACACCAAAGCGACUCUGGAAGGCACAAAGAGCGUCUUCUCGGAACCUCAAAUGAAUGGUCUGAUUGCUGGAGUCUUUGGCGAUCCCAGCAUUUUCUUGUCAUGCGACUCAGGAGAGUGCGUGUACAAGACUGACGAGCCUGGCUACGAGCGCCCCGUUAAGAAAAUCAACACGCCACUCAUUGCCGGCGUGAUUGCGGGAAGCUCGCUGUUUGUGGUUGCAGUCAUUUUGCUUGUGUGGUAUCUGUCCCGUCGUUCGGCACGCCGUGGAUAUGUUCGGCUCUCUCUCUCCGACGACUCAGACGACGAGGCUGCCAAACUCUUGGCGGAUUAUCGUCCCGCGGCGUUGUUCUGGGAUAAUGUGUCUUAUACCCUGAACGGAAAAGAGAUUCUCUCCGGCAUCCAAGGUGCAUCAACCCCAGGUCAGAUCACAGCCAUUAUGGGCGCUUCCGGGGCUGGUAAAACUUCAUUCCUCGAUAUUCUAGCUCGCAAGAACAAGCGAGGCACAGUGAAUGGAGAGUUCUAUGUUAAUGGCGAGCAAAUCAGCGACAAUGACUUCAAGUCCAUGAUUGGCUUCGUGGAUCAAGAAGAUACAAUGCUUGCGACUCUGACCGUUCAUGAAACCAUCCUGACAAGCGCCCUUCUCAGACUACCUCGAGACAUGAGUCGUGCAGCCAAAGAGCAAAGGGUUUUGGAAGUCGAGAAGCAGCUGGGAAUUUAUCAUAUCAAAGAUCAGCUGGUUGGCUCGGAAGAAGGCAGCGGUCGUGGUAUCUCUGGAGGAGAAAAGCGCCGGGUAGGAAUUGCCUGCGAGCUGGUCACCAGUCCCAGUAUACUGUUCUUGGAUGAACCUACCAGUGGGUUGGACGCCUAUAAUGCGUUCAACGUGGUCGAAUGUCUGGUCACACUCGCCAAAACCUACAACAGGACUGUCAUCUUCACCAUCCACCAACCACGCUCGAACAUUGUCGCGCUCUUUGACCGGCUGAUUUUGCUUGCCGAGGGACGUACCGUCUACUCCGGUCCCUUCUCAUCUUGCCAACAGUAUUUCGACAACAUUGGCUACUCCUGCCCCCCAGGUUUCAACAUUGCGGAUUAUCUCGUCGAUCUUACAAUGCACGCUGGUGCGGCACAUACCUCUUUUGCGGAUGAAGUCGCAUCAUCUGUGGAUGGACGUUCUGGCCCAUUUAAGACUGCUUCAAGCAGUCUCAGAGCUGUUAAAUCAGUCGCCAGUGCAUCAAACUACAGCAUGGAAGACAAUUCAAGCGGCGCAGAGGCGACCCGGCGACCCAAGAGCAAACGACGGGUAUCUUUAAAGCAACAGCAAGACCGCCAACUGUAUUCGCGAAAGCAACAAAUCGAUCGCCCAGUAACACCGAAGACAGACGACGAGAGUGCUACCUUGGAUGUCGCUGAAAACCAGCAACAGUGGCUCCGGCUGUCUCGUCAAGGGGGCAACGUCCCUCCCCAAAUUCUUGAUGACCCUGACCAGCUUCCCCCUCCGGCACCCGGUACAAGUGACCUUGACAUCCUGAUUGCCAGCUAUGCGGACUCUGAUGUCUGCAACUCUGUGCACGAAGAGAUUGUGGCUGCUGUCCAUAGCGCCCAAGCAGCGAACGGUUCACCAAACGCUGCGUUGUUGUCUGAUACCACAGCGCAGUCCAAGGGCUUUGCGCGAGUGGGUCUGUUACGCCAAUUCAUCAUCUUGUCCCAGCGAACAUGGCGUAAUCUGUAUCGGAACCCGAUGCUCAUGCUCACCCAUUAUGCCAUCGCCAUCCUCCUUGCCGUUCUAUCUGGAUAUCUGUUCUAUGGUCUCACUGACGAUAUCAGUGGUUUCCAGAACCGCCUGGGACUCUUCUUCUUUGUGCUGGCUCUCUUCGGUUUCAGUACCCUGACCAGCCUUAAUGUGUUCUCCUCUGAGCGUCUGCUCUUCGUUCGCGAGCGCGCCAAUGGCUACUACCACCCAGUCACAUACUUUGCGUCAAAGGUGGUCUUCGAUAUUGUCCCUCUGAGAUUGAUUCCUCCAAUCAUCAUGGGUAUCAUCGUUUACCCCAUGACAGGCCUGAUCCCCGCGUGGCCCGAGUUCCUCCGCUUCUUGCUGGUUUUGGUUCUCUUCAAUCUGGCGGCUGCCGGCAUUUGCUUGUUCAUCGGGAUCAUCUUCCGCGAUGGUGGGGUUGCCAACCUCAUUGGUAGUCUAGUUAUGCUUUUCAGCUUGCUUUUCGCCGGUCUGUUGCUCAACCACGAUGCGAUCCCUAAGUCGGCAUUGUGGCUGCAAUCUCUGUCUAUCUUCCACUAUGGAUUUGAAGCAUUGAUUGUCAACGAAGUGACCUACCUUACCCUGAUUGAUCACAAGUAUGGUCUGGACAUCGAGGUGCCUGGUGCCUCGAUCUUGAGCGCUUUUGGUUUCAACACCCUGGCCUAUUGGAACGACGUGAUUGGACUUGCUGUAAUCUCUGCUGCGUUCAUUCUCAUUGCAUACAGUGCCAUGCACUUCCUACUCAUCGAGAAGCGAUGA